GGGGGUCCCUCCGUGGCGGCGAUGCUUCUCGAGAGUACGUUUCGUCCCGCUCUUCUUUCUUCUGUGUAGUAGAUUCUCUUUUUGUUCUUCUCAAUCAGCGAAUUUGAACUAGAGAGAGAGAGAGAGAGAGAGAAUGGAUCCUGAUAGAGCACUGGAGCUUGUGAAGCAUGGUGCUACACUUCUGUUUCUCGAUGUUCCUCAGUAUACUCUUAUCGGGGUCGACAUCCAGAUGUUUUCAGUGGGACCUGCUUUCAAGGGGAUUAAGAUGAUUCCUCCUGGAAUCCACUUUGUGUUCUAUAGCUCAUCGAGCAGGGAUGGUAAGGAGUUCUCUCCUAUCACUGGUUUUUUUGUUGAUGCUGGUCCUUCCCAGGCUAUUGUACGCAAAUGGGAUCACCAAGAGGAGCGCUUGACUAAAGUAUCUGAAGAAGAGGAAGAGAGAUAUGCCCAAGCAAUCAGGAAUUUGGAGUUUGACAGAUAUCUAGGCCCAUACAAUUUAAGCCAAUAUGCUACAUGGAAGCAACUAUCUAACUACAUUACAAAGGAUAUUGUUGAAAAAAUCGAGCCAGUUGGAGGAGAAAUUACUGUCAUCUAUGAAUCUUCUAUCUUAAAGGGUGGACCCAAAACUUCAAUGGAGAAAGCUCUGGACGAGCAGCUAAAAACAAGCAAGUUUAAAGUGACAUCCAUUGAGCAAUCCACAGGGCAGAGGUGUUAUUAUACUUCUAUUCCUCGGAUUAUAAAACGGAAGGGAAUGUCUGGGCAGGAGCUGACUUCUAUGAAUCUUGACAAGACUCAACUGCUGGAAUCUAUAUUGUCAAAGGAGUAUGGAGGUUCAGAGGAAUUGCUUCUCGGGGAGCUGCAAUUUUCAUUUGUAGCUUUUUUGAUGGGGCAGUCUCUUGAAGCCUUCAUGCAGUGGAAAUCGUUAGUUAGCCUUUUACUAGGAUGCACUGAUGCGCCCUUUCGGACAAGGAGCCACUUAUUUACUAAGUUCGUCAAAGUCAUCUACCAACAACUUAAAUAUGGACUUCAGAGGGAUAGUAGCAAUCCAGAGGUGGGGGCACCUGCACUUCUAGAUGAUUCUUGGUUAUCCGCUGAUAGCUUCCUGCACUUGCUUUGUAAGGACUUUUUUGCAUUGGUGGAAGAAGCCUCUGUAGUUGAUGGAGACCUGCUGUUGUGGACAAGGAAACUCAAAGAGCUACUUCAAAACAGUUUAGGAUGGGAGUUUCAGAAGAAGAGUGCUCUUGAUGGGAUUUACUUCGAGGAUGAUGAUGAGUAUGCUCCUGUUGUUGAAAUGUUGGAUGAAAGUCACGAAGAAAAUAUGGCCGCUUAGGCAAAGAUGCAGGAUCUAAGUUCCCUACAACUAUCACCAUUUGCUGCUCGGUGUCUAUAUCAACCGAGUACACACCUGAACCAAGAAGCGCAGGAAAAAAGGCAUUAGGAACUCUGGAGUCGAAAAGAUCUGAUAUCAAAGAAAGAAGUCUCUAAGCUGACAAGUUGGGCAAAAUAUGCAGAUUUGUCUGUUCAUUACAUUUUCUGUUUGUUUUUCUUUUUUUGUAAAUCUUCAUCUUCUUAUCUAGGAAGGAAAAAGAAACCCAGUUUUUGGUUUUGGCUAGAGCUAAAGGAGAAAGUCACCUUCAACUUUA
Molecule: messenger RNA, 1640 nt
Organism: Tarenaya hassleriana
Lineage: Eukaryota; Viridiplantae; Streptophyta; Magnoliopsida; Brassicales; Cleomaceae
Product: protein AAR2 homolog
Exons: 14
Coding region: 134-1327 (397 amino acids)
Biological process (GO): spliceosomal tri-snRNP complex assembly
Source: RefSeq, a predicted model, not a curated record